Molecule: messenger RNA, 3048 nt
Organism: Penicillium cataractarum
Lineage: Eukaryota; Fungi; Ascomycota; Eurotiomycetes; Eurotiales; Aspergillaceae
Product: putative plasma membrane H(+)ATPase
Exons: 4
Coding region: 1-3048 (1015 amino acids)
Biological process (GO): proton export across plasma membrane; regulation of intracellular pH
Cellular component (GO): plasma membrane
Molecular function (GO): ATP hydrolysis activity; P-type proton-exporting transporter activity; ATP binding
Source: RefSeq, a predicted model, not a curated record
AUGGCGAGUCAGGGCGACGUCGAGCGCGCUGACACCCGCCGUGGCUCUCGCAUCUCGCGAGCCUCUCUCAGAGAGGACUACGCCAGUCUGGAUGAGUACGGCAAGCUUGUCAAGUACGUGUCUACCUUCCGAGAUGCGGGCGUUGAGCAAGCCGAGGCCGGUGAGUAUGAGGAGCAACGUGUUUGGUAUGCCCCAUGGAAGAAGCGCAAAGUUCGUGUCCAGCCUGCCGAGGACGAAGCCGGUCGUUUCCCGGACGAUUGGCUUAUUACCAAUAUCCGCGAGGGUCUGUUAAGUGAGGUAGUCAACCAGCGCCGUCGACGCGCGGGAUGGAAUGAACUCGUCUCCGAGAAGGAGAAUCCCAUCGCCAAGGUCCUGUCUUACUUUCGUGGUCCAAUUCUUUACGUCAUGGAACUCGCUGUCUUACUGGCUGCUGGUCUGCAAGAUUGGGUGGACUUUGGUGUGAUCAUCGGCAUUUUGUGUCUGAACGCCUCCGUGGGUUGGUAUCAAGAGAAGCAGGCCGCCGAUGUGGUUGCUAGCCUCAAGGGUGACAUCGCUAUGCGUGCUCUCGUCAUUCGUGACAACUCUCAACAGGAGAUUCUUGCUCGUGAACUCGUCCCUGGUGAUGUAAUUAUCGUUGGUGAAGGCCAAGUCGUUCCUGCAGAUGCGAAGAUUAUCUGCGACUACAAUGAUCCAAACGGCUGGGAGGAGUUCAACCAACUACAGCAGGAGGGCAUGCUUGACGGUGGCUCCGACUCUGAAGAAGAAGACCAGGAGCAAAAGAAGGACACCGACCAGGGUACUAGUGAUGGACAGGAACCCACUGCAGAUGGGGGCGAGGAACAGCCACAGCCACAGCACCGUCCCCGUAAGCGUGGAUAUCCCAUUUUGGCUUGCGAUCACUCUGCCAUCACGGGCGAAUCUCUUGCAGUUGACCGUUACAUGGGCGACGUCAUCUUCUACACCACCGGCUGCAAGCGCGGCAAGGCUUACGCUGUUGUCCAGACUGGUGCGAAGACCUCCUUUGUUGGCCGCACUGCCAGUAUGGUCCAGUCUGCUAAGGGCGCUGGUCAUUUUGAGAUUGUAAUGGAUAACAUCGGAACGUCGCUGUUGAUUCUGGUCAUGGCUUGGAUCCUGGCUGCUUGGAUUGGUGGAUUCUUCCGCCAUAUUCCAAUUGCCUCCCCCGGUCAGCAGACAUUGCUUCACUACACCUUGUCGCUGCUGAUUAUUGGUGUUCCUGUUGGUCUUCCCGUCGUCACUACUACCACGAUGGCUGUGGGCGCUGCCUAUCUUGCAAAGAAGAAGGCUAUCGUGCAGAAGUUGACUGCCAUUGAAUCUCUUGCUGGCGUGGAUAUUCUUUGCUCCGACAAAACUGGAACCUUGACAGCCAACAAACUGAGUAUUCGGGACCCUUAUGUGGCUGAAGGAGUCGACGUUGACUGGAUGUUUGCGGUUGCUGCCCUUGCUUCCUCGCACAAUGUCGAAUCCCUGGAUCCUAUCGAUAAAGUCACCAUCUUGACCCUUCGCCAAUACCCAAAGGCCAGAGAUAUCCUGCGACGUGGUUGGAAGACUGAGCGGUUCACCCCUUUUGAUCCAGUGUCCAAGAGAAUCGUGACUGUGGCUAUCUGUGAUGGCAUUCGAUACACCUGUACUAAGGGCGCACCCAAAGCCGUUCUUCAGCUCACUAAGUGCUCGAAGGAAACCGCUGAUAUGUACAAGGCCAAAGCUCAGGAGUUUGCUCACCGAGGUUUCCGCUCUCUGGGUGUUGCCGUUCAGAAGGAAGGCGAAGAUUGGACUCUGCUCGGAAUGCUCCCCAUGUUCGAUCCUCCACGCGAAGACACUGCUCAGACUAUCAGCGAAGCUCAGAAUCUUGGCAUUAGUGUCAAGAUGCUCACUGGUGAUGCUAUCGCCAUUGCUAAGGAAACCUGCAAGAUGUUGGCCCUGGGUACUAAGGUCUACAACUCGGAUAAGCUUAUUCACGGUGGACUGAGUGGUGCCAUGGCUAGUGAUCUGGUCGAGAAAGCGGACGGAUUUGCCGAGGUGUUCCCAGAGCACAAAUACCAGGUUGUUCAGAUGCUUCAAGAACGCGGUCACCUUACUGCCAUGACCGGCGAUGGUGUGAACGAUGCCCCAUCUCUCAAAAAAGCUGAUUGCGGUAUCGCUGUUGAAGGAGCCUCGGAAGCCGCUCAGUCCGCCUCGGACAUUGUGUUUCUGGAGCCUGGCCUUUCGACUAUCAUCGACUCGAUCAAGGUUGCUCGCCAGAUUUUCCACCGCAUGAAGGCGUAUAUCCAGUAUCGUAUCGCCCUCUGUCUGCACCUGGAAAUCUACCUUGUGACUGCGAUGAUUAUCCUCAACGAAAGUAUUCGUGUCGAGCUUAUCGUUUUCCUGGCUCUCUUUGCCGAUCUUGCGACUGUUGCCGUGGCCUAUGAUAACGCGUCAUUUGAACUGCGACCUGUGGAAUGGCAACUCCCAAAGAUUUGGUUUAUCUCGGUGCUCCUGGGUGUACUCCUUGCAAUGGGUACUUGGGUUGUUCGCGGAUCUAUGUUCCUGAAAUCGGGCGGGGUCAUUCAAAACUGGGGUUCUAUUCAAGAAGUGAUCUUCUUGGAAGUCGCUCUCACAGAGAACUGGUUGAUUUUCGUGACUCGUGGCAUUGAGACCUGGCCAUCCAUUCAACUGGUUACUGCUAUUCUGGGAGUGGACAUUCUAGCCACAAUCUUCUGUUUGUUUGGUUGGUUCACGAACGAGAACAUGCCGACGAAGCCCGUGGACCAGUUCGUUGAGACCAAGAACGGAUGGACUGAUAUCGUCACUGUGGUCCGAAUCUGGGGCUAUUCUCUUGGUGUGGAGAUCGUGAUUGCUCUCGUUUACUUCAUUCUCAACAAGAUCUCCUGGCUUGACAAUCUGGGCCGUGCCAAGCGCAGCAAGGGGGAUAUCAAGAUUGAGAGCUUGCUUGGCCAUCUGGCUCGUCUCACGAUUGAGUAUGAAGAGCCUGGUAAGCCCAAGGGCCGUUUCUUCUUGUCUGCUAGCAAGGAGGAAGAGGAUGUGGAAUAA